Molecule: messenger RNA, 612 nt
Organism: Aphanomyces invadans
Lineage: Eukaryota; Oomycota; Saprolegniomycetes; Saprolegniales; Verrucalvaceae
Exons: 2
Coding region: 1-612 (203 amino acids)
Source: RefSeq, a predicted model, not a curated record
AUGGAAGCCGUAGUGGUCAACUGCAGUUUCCCCGACGAUCAGCUUGCGCUCUGGCAAUCCACGGCUGUCCUGGAGACAACGAAUGCGCUCUGGGUCGACAAAUCGCUCGAUGAUACCCGGCACGCGCCGUUGAACCAGCCCACGCAGAGCCUGCCAAAGUUUACCUGGUGCUGGUUCCUCCAGCGAUUCCUAAGCCGACCUGUUGCAGCAGCCCAGCUCUAUCUCUACACCAUCGGUCUCAUCGAACACAAGAAAUCGCACCCCCGUGUUGAGGUGAUGGCGGCGCUCCUUGGAUUGUCGGGGGUCAAGAUGGACCUCUCGCGACUCGCCGACUCGAUUGAAGGUGCGUUAGCCGAAGUAUUUGUGACGGCCGAUCGAGUGGGCAGUGCGUUUGCCAGUCAACUUCCUCGCAGCCAUCCAUUCAACCGCGUUCUCGUGUCGAGUGAGUGGCACGGCCGAUUGACGGAGAUUUUGGGGGCUGAAGCGUCGAAAGCAAGUCCCUUGAUGCGAACAUCGUCGGCGGUGUGGACCGACGACGGCGCGAUCAAUACAUCAAUAAGCUCCUUGCACACGGCGCGGACGACCGCUUCGUCGCGCACGACAGGUGUUUGA